Molecule: messenger RNA, 7852 nt
Organism: Dermacentor andersoni
Lineage: Eukaryota; Metazoa; Arthropoda; Arachnida; Ixodida; Ixodidae
Product: acetylcholinesterase-like
Biological process (GO): acetylcholine catabolic process; choline metabolic process
Cellular component (GO): plasma membrane
Molecular function (GO): acetylcholinesterase activity
Source: RefSeq, a predicted model, not a curated record
GUCCAAUUCAAACUCAUGAGUGGGCGCCGUGCGCCUCGCCUCUGCGGCGGCUUCCAUAGAAGCGUGGCCGCGCGAGCAGCGGCGAGGGGUAGACGGGGGCCCGAACGCCGUCGUCGCGUUCGUUGUUUGGGCCAGCCCCACGGCGCGCGUCGUCGUGACAGCGGGUGAUCGCGAUCGCUCUCCUGCCGCGCACUUUCUCUUUUCGCCCGCGGACGAGGAAUCACGUGGCUAGCGGCGUCUGCGAGUGCGCAUGGGUGGCGAGGGAGAGCGUACGACGACGACGUCUCGAAGGGAAACCGCGCAGCUCUGAAUCGAGCGUAAUCUUUGGCGAGCGAGCGAAGAGGGGCUUCCGGAAGGUCUCGCGUGUGUGUGUGGUGAGAGCGGUCAUCACGCGGCGUUCCGUUGCCGUGGCGCACGUGGUUACGCUAUGGACUUUUUGUGAUGGGAAGUUCUCUUAAAAGGCUGGCAGCAGGCGCCAUGGUGUGUGCCCCGACGUCACUGGCGAUGCUGCUGCUGCUCGUGGCCGGGGUGCCCGUGCGGCCGGUCGCGGCGCGCAAGGGCCACCAGCACCAACAGCAACAGCACCACCGGCCCGACCCGCUGCUGGUGCACACGGCCAAGGGCCCCGUCCGCGGACUGGCCACCGAGGCGCCCACGGGCAAGCCGGUCGACGUGUUCUACGGCAUACCGUACGCCAAGCCGCCCGUGGGCCGCUACCGGUUCCGGCACCCAAAGCCCAACGACCCGUGGAAGGGCGUCCUGGACGCCACCGUCAAGCCCAAGUCGUGCUUCCAGACGGUGGACACCUUCUUCGGCGACUUUCGCGGCAGCCUCAUGUGGAACGCCAACACCAACAUGAGCGAGGACUGCCUGACGCUGAACGUGUGGGUGCCCCGGCCCCGGCCCAACGCCAGCCACCCGGCCGCCGUGCUGGUGUGGAUCUACGGGGGCGGAUUCUACAGCGGCACCUCGACGCUGGACGUGUACGACGGUCGCACGCUGGUGGCCGAGGAGCGCGUGGUGCUCGUGUCCAUGAACUACCGCGUCGCCUCGCUGGGCUUCCUCUGCCUCGACCACCCGGAGGUGCCGGGCAACGCGGGCCUCUUCGACCAGCUCAUGGCGCUGCAGUGGGUGCAGGAGAACAUCGCCGCGUUCGGCGGCAACCCGCGCAACGUCACCCUGUUCGGCGAGAGCGCCGGCGCCGUCAGCGCCAGCAUGCACCUGCUCUCGCCGCUCUCCAGGGACCUCUUCUCGCAGGCGAUCCUCCAAAGUGGCACGGCCAUCGCCCCGUGGGGGGUUCACGACCGCCACACGGCGCUGCAGUCGGCUCUCCGGCUGGCCGAGACGCUGCACUGCCCGCACGACGAGCGCCACCUGGAAGCCAUGCUGGCGUGCCUGCGCGAGCAGGACCCCGAGAUGAUCGUGAACAGCGAGACGGGCAACUUCGGCGUGGUCGAGUUCCCUUUCGUGCCCAUCGUGGACGGCGCCUUCCUUGACGAGUCUCCGCAGGAGUCGCUGGUGGCGCGCAACUUCAAGAAGACCAACCUGCUGCUGGGCUCGAACCGCGACGAAGGCACCUACUUCCUCAUCUACUACCUGACCGAGCUGUUCCGACGCGACGAGUCGGUCUAUCUGGGCCGCGAGGACUUCGUGCGCGCCGUGCGCGAGCUGAACCCGCUGGUGGGAGAGCUCGCGCAGCAGGCGAUUGUGUUUCAAUACACGGACUGGCUGAAUCCGGAGGACCCGAUCAAGAACCGGGACGCCGUGGACAAGAUAGUAGGCGACUACCACUUCACGUGCUCGGUGGUGGAGUGGGCGCACCAGUAUGCGCUCGCGGGCUCGCAGGUGUACGCCUACUACUUCACGCACCGGUCGUCGGUGAGCGCCUGGCCGCAGUGGAUGGGCGUCAUACACGGCGAAGAGAUCGCCUUCCUGUUCGGCGAGCCGCUUAACAAGUCGCUCGGCUACCGGGCGGACGAGCAAGCGCUCAGCCGACGCAUGAUGCGCUACUGGGCCAACUUCGCAAAGACAGGGAACCCGAGCCUGUCCGAGGAGGGCCACUGGGAGCGCAUUUACUGGCCCGUGCACACGGCGCACGGCAAGGAGUACCUGACGCUGGCCGUCAACUCCAGCCUGGUGGGAUACGGCCACCGGGCAAAGUAUUGUGCCUUCUGGCAACAGUUUCUACCUCGCCUCGUCAACCUCUCCGAGAACCAGCCCAACAUGUCGGCCACCUGCACGGCCGGCGCCUCCCCAGCGCGGGGCCCCGUCUCCGGCUGGGCGCUGCUGCUGCUGCUGCUGCUGCUGACACUGCCCACAACGCUGCACCAGCUCCCGCCGCUGCUGCUGUCCCUGCUGCCCCUGCCGUUGGCGGCGGCAGACGCGAGCCUGGCGGUGGCGGCGGCGGCGACGUCGACCCUGUUCCCUCGCCGUAGGAUAUGGUGCUAACUAUAUACUCGCGGGGAGGGCGUGACACCCCCACGGACAUCUGCUCGCCGCCGCGCGUGGUGCCACGGCGGACAAAACAAUCCCCGGGGUGUCGUCGGUGUCGCGGUCCUUCCGGGACACGUCGGCGCCGCUUUGGAGGCGCGCCCACCGACACGAUGUGGGAAAGAAGGAGCGAAGUGCAGAGGUGGUGUGUUAUACCGUGUGGGGGUGCCCGAGCGUCUCCCGGCAGUGCGUGGACCUUUCCUUCUUCUCCUUCCUUCUAUCUUACUUUUUUGUUUGUUUGUUUUCUUUUCCGGCAGAACGUCACCUUGCGAGAGCCUUGCGCGGGGUGUUCGCAGGUAACCUCGCUACGGCCCAGCCAGCGUUCACUUCGUUGUCCUUGAUGACCAGCACGGCGCCCGACGGAGCCACGUACACGCAGAGGAGUCGACUGACCGUCAGUUGGGUCGCAGUCGGCUUCGCUUUGGACUAGCUCUAUAUGCGUGUGGCUUACGCCGCUGAACGUUCUCUACCCUACGUGUUUGUUUUUUAUUUUCUUCUAAUUAUGGUUAUCUGAGCCACAAAGUGUACUCACAAAUCGUGGCUGAGGAACGCCUUGACAGACGCGGACAAGAUACUUUUCUUUUUCACCGUGGGUUCGCGUAAACCUAUAUCGGUCUGUCGACAGAUCGUCUAGUCUCCCGAAAACUAUUGGAGUCAGACUCCCCGUCGCCUCAUCGCGAACAAAAUGCUUGGCUAAGUUCCGAGAAGCUUUCGUUCAGGCUGCAUUGCGUAUUGAGCCUCGUCGUUUGUUUGUUUAUGUCAAACGUGUUCCUGGAUUCUCGUUGCUUUUACGGUAAGCUUUGUAACGACAUGCAACCAAGAACGCACUUGUUAGGCUCCGCCAACUUUAGUAUACGUAUACAUUAAGAAUGUAGAUUAGGCGAUUCUACACCGAUGAACUGGUAUAACCCAAAAAUCAAAACCGACCCAAGCGCUGUCGCCGUGCUGGGUCUGUCGAGGCAUGAUUCAGCUGUAGUUACCUGGAAAGUGGUCCUGCCGGAACCAAGAAUCAGUGACUAACUCAACCUAUAGUAUAGGCGUUGUUGCCGCUGCAGCAACUACCGCCGCAUUGAAUUUACGAAGACAAACUGCGUCAGAGUUUGCUGUUCUUGGCGAUUAUGCCUUCAACUUGCGGCUAUACUGGCAGUGAAAAGCUCUCCCAAGUUGAUGCAACGCCCCCGGUAUCUACGCAUGGCCGAUGGCAUUUAGUUUACCGAGGUUUUCUGUUGACAUUGUAUCGGUUAUUUGCUAACGGCCCGUCGCACGUGCGUCACGCCCACCUGCAAGAGCAGGCGCUACAAUGCGACGCUCGGAGCUUGCGGAGACUUCCGGUCGCGUUCCGACCGCCCCUGCAUUUGUGGAAACCCCACCCUCGCCCGCAUCUUACCGUGACCAUCAGUCCAUGGUUUUUUAAACAGCCACGCCGCAUGUUUACCGACUGCUCUCAUUCUGUGGUGCCCGGCGGUGUUAGUGUGUGCACCGUAAAAUCCCGCCAUAUUGUUGAAGUCUGCAAUGGCCGCGCAUUGAGCCAAUCAGAGAGGGUGCAGCAGCCCUCUAGGCCAAUCGGAGCAGACAGGACUGCGAAUUCAACAACAUGGCGGAACUAUAUGGGGGUUUUACGGGCCAAAACCACGAUCCGAUUAUGAGGCACGCCAUAGUGGGGGACUUCGGAAAUUUGGACCACCUGGGGUUCUUUAACGUGCACCUAAAUCUAAGUACACGGGUGUUUUCGCCCCCAUAGAAAUGCGGCCGCCGUGGCCGGGAUUCGAUCCCGUGACCUCGACCACGUGCUUAGCAGCCCAACACCAUAGCCACCAAGCAACCACGGCGGGUAGGGAGGAAUUUGACCCCAAGUUCCGGUACCAUUCUGAAGAGGCCCGUAAGACACGCGACAUGGGAAGGAACGUCGCUGAGGAAACAAGCACGGCGGUUUGCUAAUGGUGAUAACGGGGUGCAAGCGAGAGAAGAGUUUCCACAACAGUCGUCUCGCACGCUUGGCUGUUUGCGAAGCAGUAGGCGAGAGAACUUGUCGAUUUCAGCAAGCAGUGCGCAGCUUGCUUCUUUAGGGCGUUCGUGUGCUGCUGUUUACACUGAGAAUGUGACGUAUGUGCGCCCCCAUGUUUCUCUCUCUCUCUCUCUCUCUCUCUCUCUCUCUCUCUCUCUCGUUGGUUUCCGUUUCGGGUUCUCCAAGGUCUGACGCGUCCGUCGGCGUUCCCGCGGUGUCUAUGCAUGCUCCUAAGCUCGCCGUAAAACUCGCUCGGUGGCCUGCGUUGAGCGAUCACCGCGAGUUGUUCAAACUUCUUCCACUGUUCGCCGGACGGGUUCUCUCCUAUGCCAUUCACCCAAGAAGCGAGGCGGGAAAAGAAGUCGCCGAAAUGGAGGCGGCAGGGAGAGGCGAGCCUUUAAGCUGGGACCUGGGCACGCGUUCGCUUCGACGUACCCCAAUGUUAUGGCCUCGUGCUAUACCGUUGGUUUCGUUGUAAACUAAUCCCUUGGCAACUGGCACGCGCACAGGUGGAAGAGUAACGUCGCCCGGUGUAUAGUGUCUCGACAUUUGAAAGCCAUUGCAAAUCACUGCGGGCGUAGCCCGUCGCCAGUGAAGCCUCUACUCCCGUUCUGUGCACCGUGGCACCGGAAACACCGAAGGCAUGAAGCCGAAACGAAAUCUGAACUCUUUUGUCACGCGUACACUCACGUGUGCACUUCCACGUUUGUGCAGCGAGCGUUUGAAAGAUAUUUCCCGAUUUCUUUAUGUAACCUAAAGGCUCAUUCGAGCAUUACAUAUGGGAGGAGUCAGUUACAAUAAUAAAGCUGAAAAAAAAAACCAGCAUUAGUGAGGUACAGUGACAUAAUUAUAUACGGCAAGAAAAUAGAUACGCACUAUGCACUGAACAUCGAAAUAAUCACAAAUUUAGGAAAAGUCAACUAGUUAAUAAAAACGUCAUGAUCAAUGACUGAUACAGUACCCUUAUGUAGCUUAUUCCAGUGGUAUACUGUCAAAAGUAGCGGUGAAAAACGAUGCAGAUUAGUGCGUGCAAAAGAAAAGGAAAGGGGGGGGGGGGUGUAUAUUAAAUGGGUGAUCUAAACGCUGAAAAACAAUGAAAAUUGGUAACCAUGAAAACUGGAAUGCCACUGGACAACGGCGUCGGCUUUCAGUUUCUUCAAAUUCAUCGACAACUGCGCUGCUCCCGUUUCUCCCGAGGUGACCGGCCCACUGAUAUUUCACAGUGCAUCGCCUUCAAAAAAACGCCAUCUAAACACGUUCGCCACAUCCUCGCCUCGGCUCGUCAGUGGACGCCUCCUGGACUGUCCGGUCGAAACACGCCUCUCUUGUGCACUGAGCUUACUGGAAGUUAUAUAACAAUACGUCUCGCAGGAGCCACCGCUGAAGGAAGCCUUUGUUGCUUAUAGUUUCCUUUUUUUAUGAAUUUCCUCAAACGAACCCCCUCGUUACUCCCGGUUCCCCUAUAGUCUUCAACUUCAGUUCAGUUGCUGGCAUGUAAUCAAGCAAGAAAGUAAGGGAAAAGGCGAAGAGUUGAUCUCUCCUGCUCCCUUAGGUCUUCGCUCCUCAACAGUGUUGGAAAUAGGAGCCAGAUAAAGUCCGCAGUCAACAAAAGCGGGUAAAGCCCGCGUCGUCAACAGAUGUGCCUCCCGUUCACGUGUGCUGAGAAGCCAAUGCGGUGUGCGAUUGCGGAAAUGAACCGCAGUGCGGCAUUUCUGGUACGAAAACUAUCCGCGCGAAAAUAAAAAUAAAAUAAAAUAAAAGGAUACUCAGGAACUCACCGGAUUUUCAGUGGUCUUGAAGCCUAGGUUUAUACAUACUGCGCUCCAUAAAGAUUUCCUCGGCCCGAAAUAUAUCCGUUUGGCCGUACCUUCCUGUGGUAUACAUUUUCGGCAAAUAUAAUACUUGGUGUAUUCGUUUUCCGCUUACGUUAAAGCAGAAAGAGAAAAAAAAAAGAAAAGAAAAGUGGAGUCGUUGUCACCGUCUGAAUCCUUUCUUGUUCUAAGUGAACGUGGAAGGAGGCACUUCGUUUUCUAGUGCUGUGCGCGACACGCGGAAAUACCAACGCCGUUAACAAGUGCCAUCCCACUCGCUCUGCUCGCAGCCAGCUUGGACAAUUACAUCCCUUCACACUCGCGUUUCCAUAUUUCGCGAACUUCCACUCAAAGCAGGCGUCCGCUGUUCCCUCGUUCAAGGCCUUAGUUGGGCGGCUUUCGCAAACGGCGUCUUGGGAAUCCAUGGAAGUUCCGCACCGAACAGAAAGCGUAGGAGUGAUCUGUCUUUUCAAGGAAGCGCGCAAGUAGCUUUGAAGGUCCUUAUCACAAGCGUUCUGGCUGCCUUUAAGUUCCCAGGUGAGAGGCAAAGCAAAAAUAAAGGACCCGAACAGAUACGGACGAGAUGGUGAACAAUGUACAAAAAAGAAAGUAUAAGAGAUGCCAAAGCAUAGACGAGAGAAAUAUUCGAAUUUCGUGCGUAUAGAAAGGCGCGAAAAACAACGCAUAGCGAAGAGGACAAUGCAAGCUAAAGUAUUGGACUUAGGGCUAAACCCAUGGACAACCUUUAAGUACGACGCUAAGGGCUCGAGAUUUGUUCAAACAGGUACUAGGAGUAAGCUUCGGUCGGCAGUUGAUGCUUUCACGUCGUGCUGGGACAUUCGUUAAAAAAACUGCGACAGCGUUGGUCGCAUAUAUGCUGGAAGUUGGUUCUUAUACUCGAGGGGAAAAGCAGUCGCUGACGCCACAAUCAGCGCCACGGUGAUCCGCUGUUACCGUUCGACCUCGCUUCGCCGUCAAAGGCGUGAAACUAGUCUCUUCAGCCUUUCACUUCGAAACAAAGAAAAUCGAGAGUAAAAAAAAAAAACAAGUUACAGUAGGAACGAUGUGGCCAAUUAUUCGUUCCAGCGUGCAUUCGCAAGUUCUGCAAGACGUAACGAGGUGCCGGGUGAAAACAUUUUUUUUUUUUCAUUUAUAAGUGUGGAAGACUUCGCGAGAGCAGACACCUGCCGACAGCCCGAACAGAUUCGCUGAGCACGCCUAAUUUACAAGAGAGCGGCGAGAGAAAGACGGAACACGAUUUUUCAUCGUCUGCAAACAGUCCGAGCUCGAGAGAAAAAAAAAUCUCAUUUGGACGUGCAACGGAGCGAAGGAUACCCGCAGGCGGAGGAUAAAUGGCUGCACUGUCGUGCUUGCGACCGCGCUAUUCCUUCUUUCUCAAGAAAAAGGCAACGUGCACCUUUCUUUAGAUAUUCCUAAGCGAUUCCUGACGUUCAUUCUUUGCGUACUUUCUGGUUCUCAUCGUCGACAUUGUUCGUAUUAAAGUUUGUCAAGGAAGGUCCUCAAAUGCCUUCGCUGGAACACAGAA